GGGGCGGCCGCGGCCAUGAGCACGGAUGACUUGAUCGAGACCUUCAGGGCGCAGCUGAGGGACGACCCCGACGUCGCCUCGGCCGUGGCCGCCAUCCGCGCGCUGCUGGGCUUCCUCAAGCAGGACCGAGGGGAGACCAUCCAGGGCCUGAGGAGCAGCCUGCUGGCCGCCAUCAGCACCCUCUCUCGGGUGGACUCCUCGGUGGCCGUCUCCUCCGGCGGGGAGCUCUUCCUGCGCUUCAUCAGCCUCACCUCCCUGGAGUACUCGGACUACUCCAAGUGCAAAGAAAUCAUGAUCGAGCGCGGGGAGAUCUUCCUCAGGAAAGUCUCUCUCUCGAGGAACAAAAUCGCCAAGCUGUGUCAUCCUUUCAUCAGAGAUGGUGCCCGAAUAUUGACACAUGCCUACUCAAGAGUGGUCCUCAGAGUGUUAGAAGCAGCUGUUGAAUCAAAGAAGCGAUUCAGUGUUUAUGUUACUGAAUCACAGCCGGAUCAAGCAGGGCAAAAAAUGGCAAAAGCCUUGAGGAAGCUGAACAUUCCUGUGACUGUGAUUCUGGAUGCUGCAGUUGGCUACAUUAUGGAGAAAGUGGACCUGGUGUUAGUUGGUGCUGAAGGUGUAGUUGAAAGCGGAGGCAUUAUUAACAAGAUUGGCACUAAUCAAAUUGCUGUGUGUGCCAAAGCUCAAAAUAAGCCAUUUUACGUGGUAGCAGAAAGUUUCAAGUUUGUAAGACUUUUCCCUCUAAAUCAGCAGGACGUCCCAGAUAAGUUUAAGUACAAAGCAGACACUCUGAAAACAAGUCAGAAUCUUACAGAGGAGCAUCCCUGGAUUGACUACACUUCACCAUCGCUAAUUACGCUACUGUUUACAGACCUUGGUGUGUUAACUCCAUCAGCUGUCAGUGAUGAACUUAUUAAACUCUAUCUGUAACAGAGGACUCUGUGUACAGGAUGUAUCAUCAUCUUCAGUGACUAUCACAGCUGUAAGAACUUGGAAGAUGAUACAAGUUAUAUGGACAUGGUAAUAAGACAACAUUAUAAAGAUUAAUUUAAUUAUCAGCCUUCUUGAGUUUUUUAAAGUAAAACAUUACAUGUGGAUGGACCACUGCUAAAAAAAAAUCCUGUUACGACAGCUUCUAAAGACCUAAAAUAAGUUAUUUUAAAGUAAUGGUGGAGUAUUUUGAUAUUGUAAAAUAAAAUACCUUAUGGUGUAUUCAAACUCAUUCUGACGUAUGCUGUUACCUACUGAUCUGUGGUACGUACCUGAAAAAAAUGAAAUGAAAAAAUGCACAAGGCUGCUACUGG
This is a messenger RNA of Gavia stellata (red-throated loon), 1298 nucleotides long. RefSeq names its product eukaryotic translation initiation factor 2B subunit alpha (gene EIF2B1). Bases 16 to 924 code for a protein of 302 amino acids. Gene Ontology annotation, cellular component: eukaryotic translation initiation factor 2B complex. NCBI's taxonomy places the organism in Eukaryota, Metazoa, Chordata, Aves, Gaviiformes, Gaviidae. The record is from RefSeq and is a predicted model, not a curated record. The transcript has 9 exons. Gene Ontology annotation, molecular function: guanyl-nucleotide exchange factor activity; translation initiation factor activity. Gene Ontology annotation, biological process: translational initiation.